AUGGAUGACAAUAUCGAAACCUUCAACCUGACCCCUUCAGAGACCCAUGACUCCUCUGAGAGCCAUGACAUCUCACUGGAAGGCAACGAUGACGCUCUACCUUCUACAUCUACUCCCGAUCCAACUCCUAGUGGCCCGCCCAGUGUUGGCGAGCAUGAAGCCGCCUUUGAAGAUCCAGGACCGUCUGUCGAUCAAGACACCCACGCAGCCAGCGACUCUGAAGCGGAAACGUGGUCCGGCUUCUCACAUCCUGAGGCACAGUAUAAUAUUGCUUUGCAGAGACUACUUGAAAAGGCACGCAGCAGGAAGCAAAAGGUGAAGAAAUUGGAGGAAGAGAAAAGGAAGCAUCUUGAAAAGGAAAAGAGACUUGAAGCCGAGCUCAGACAGCUCAAAGCGUGUAAAUCGAGACGCACUGAAGUGACUUGGCCAUCGCUUUUUGAUGGUGAAGGUAGCCGAGACUGGACGGCAAUUUACAAGCUUGCCUGUAUGGAGGGAAAUGCUUCGCCUCUCGUCUCCAAGAUACACCCAGACCUUCGUUUGAGAGGACCUACAUCAGAAGAGCUACAAAAUGAUUUGCUACAGAAGGACGCGGCCCCUCUCCGGACGAUGCCGGAAGCUUUCAGAGUACCUGCAGACAUUCAGUUCCGGAUCUUGAAGCACUUCUUCCACUUCAAAGGCAAGGUCGUCCACGCCAUAUCUCGCCUUGAUCCGAACCACGCGGAAGACAGUGCGCCUCUGAACCGUGAUGGGAAACCAAGCUUCCACCACCGCCUCCACGUGGGCAGGAAACCGGGUCGCUUUGCCAAAGGGAUCAGAGCAAACGUGCAACGACUGCAGCAUGUCGAAAUCCUCUGGAUAGGAUCACAGUACAUGGCUCAUGAGCUGAAUGAGCGGAACAAGUACACCUCGCGCCGCACAUACUCGCUCAUCUGGCUUCCAGAGGCCAUUCGCCUCAAGACUCUGGGAAUCUACCUUCCAGAGUCUAGCAAGGAUUACAUGCGUCGCCGACACGAGACAAAUGGCAUGGUUCGUCACAUGCAGCGCAAGUCCCAGCUUCAUCCCAACUUCAGAGGCUUCCGUCAACUACGCACGCUGCAGGGGCUGGACUAUAUUUCCUGCCUCCGGGGUCUCGAUCGGGCCGAGUUUUGGGAUUUCGACCGGUGGCUGGAUACGGCACAGAGAAAGCGUCCGGUGCGAGAUUGGCACUUCGUCCAGGACGUGAAUAACGCUGUCCGGAGGCCAAAGGAGGCUGGCGAUCGAUGCCGAUCACAGCUGAAGAAUCUGUUUCCUUUGAUCCCGUCGUUUGCGCCAUCGGAGAUGGACUGGGCAAUUCUGCUCAAUGGUCUCGAGAGCUCAGAUGCUCAAGGACCCGGACCUGGAACGCCCGAGGAGGUAAAUAUGGUGGGCGACAGUGGCUCUUCGUCGGAUUCUAGUUCCGAGAGCGAUUCUGACUCUGGUUCAGAUGAUGGCAGCGAUGAUGGCGAGGAUGACGCCGUUCAGAGCUCACAAACCAGUAGUAUGAUUCCCCGGCUGCGCGAUCUGCAGUUACGAAACAACGACGAUUCUCAGGUGGAUGCGCAAUCGUCUGCUAUGGAGGUGGAAGCUCAUGCCGGCAAUGAUCUGGAAAUGGGCAAUGGCCAGGAGAUGGAUGGUGAUCAGGAUAUGGUCAUGGACGAUGGUCCGCAGAUGGUCAUUGAUCAGCAUAUGGACCACGAUGGGGUUGGUGAUGAUGAGGCUACAAUCGUUCCGGAUAAUCGAUCUGUCGCCGGAGAACAAGUCGUCGACCUUACCAUGGACGAAAAUGGACAGCAGCCAGAGCAAGAGCCAGUCAGUCAAAGCACGGCGCCAGCAAGUGGGAGUAGAUCAGAGAGCCCGUUGUUUGUUGACGACUACCGACCCUCAUACUCGCCAUCGCCGACAACGACCAACAGCGACGACAGAGACACAGCGGCUGAAGCGGAGAACCGAUCGCAGACAAGCGGUGGACAGGGAGACGAAGAAAGCCUCUUCAUCGGCAGGGCGCCGACGCAUUUGCAGCAAACGCCAUCGGUGGCUGGGAGGCCAAUCCUCUGGAGCCCAACGGCGUCGAGAGACAGCAGAUCAGUGAAGCGAGAGGAUAAAGAUCCGACGGACAAUUUCUUGCCUGCUGAGAACUUGAACGGCACGCCUUCCGAGUCUCGUAAACGCGACAUGGUCAAGGUUGAGGGAGGGGAUGGACAUGUUGAUGGUGAUGGUGGUUCGGGGAGUGCGAAGAGGCCUCGUAUAAGCGAGUUGCGCGGUUCUACGUGCCGAGUUUUUCAUUCAUUUGGCUUUUAA
Trichoderma citrinoviride is the source of this 2316-nucleotide messenger RNA. RefSeq lists its product as hypothetical. NCBI's taxonomy places the organism in Eukaryota, Fungi, Ascomycota, Sordariomycetes, Hypocreales, Hypocreaceae. The record is from RefSeq and is a predicted model, not a curated record. The transcript is spliced from 6 exons. The coding region runs from base 1 to 2316 and encodes 771 amino acids.